Messenger RNA from Mobula hypostoma (lesser devil ray), 5664 nucleotides. RefSeq names its product PHD finger protein 20 like 1 (gene phf20l1). The record is from RefSeq and is a predicted model, not a curated record. Gene Ontology annotation, cellular component: NSL complex. Gene Ontology annotation, biological process: regulation of transcription by RNA polymerase II. The coding region runs from base 506 to 3874 and encodes 1122 amino acids. NCBI's taxonomy places the organism in Eukaryota, Metazoa, Chordata, Chondrichthyes, Myliobatiformes, Myliobatidae. The transcript has 24 exons.
GAUGGUGUGAGGGUUGACGUCGCGGUGUUUUGAAAGGAGGAAGAAGGAGAGAGGAGUAGGGGCGGCAGUACGGAGGAGCGAGGGCGGUUUCUGUGGGCGAUUGAUGGGCAGCAAAUGUCGUUCAGCCUUCGCCAGGUCCGCUCCAAGCUCAGGCAACCGAGUUCGAAGGCAGCGAGGGGCGGGGAGUGGUAGCCGAGCUUCGUUCCGCGUAGCUGUGUGAGCGGGAGAGGUCGGGCGAAAUAUGAGGGGGGAAGUUAUUGAAUUUUCAAGGAAAACCAGGUGAAGUGAAAGGACAGAAGAAUUGAGACUUCAAGUUCACGAAACUAAGAACCAGAUCUGUGAAUGUAUUCAUUGGAAAAAGAAACUUGGUUUUGGGGAUGUCUUUCUACAUAGACAACAUUUGCUGCAGUGUUGAUGUAUGAUGGAGAUAAUAAUGUUGAAUAGGAAAUGAAGAUAGAGGGAUUGGCAAUAGAAAGGGGUAAUUGAUUAGAGGAGAGAGAUAAGGAUGAGCAAAAUUCCUCCAAAUCGCCCAGGAAUUGUGUUUGCAGUGGGGGCCCGUUUGGAGGCCCAAGAUUAUCUGCAGAAAUGGUAUACAUCACGGAUCGAAAAGAUUGACUAUGAGCAAGGAAAAUUGCUGAUCCACUUCGAGAGAUGGAGCCAUCGGUAUGAUGAAUGGAUUUACUGGGACAGUCAUCGCCUACGACCUCUUGAGGGGAACUCAGUACAAAAAGAAGCACUUAAAGAUGAGGAAGAGAUUAUAGAUUUCAAAAAAGGAGAUGAAGUUCUGGCUCGUUGGACAGAUUGUCGUUACUAUCCUGCCAAAAUAGAAUACAUCAAUGAGGAGGGAACCUACACAGUGCAGUUUUAUGAUGGUGUGAUACGGUCUCUGAAGCGAAUACAUGUAAAGUCAAUGCCAGAAGAUGCCAAAGGGCAGGAUUGGUUAGCUCUUGUUAAAGCUGCUACAGCAGCUGCUGCCGCUGCAAAGAGUAAGCCAGUUGCUAAGCACCGAGUUAAUAAAGAAAAGGAGGAGAGAAAAAUGGGAAGAGGAUCCCAUUUCAAAAAAGAACGAAGAAUAUCAAAUGCAAAAGUAAAAGAGGAUGAAGCACAAAAAAAUCAAGAAGAACCUGUAACUGUUGAUAUCUCAGGAAACUCUGAGCCAUUGAUCCUUGAGCCAAAGCAGAAUUCCGCACAAGCAGAGACAUCAGGAACUAGGAAGAGGAAGGCCAGUGUUAUCUAUUCAUUUCAAGCAAAAAGAGCACGUCUCAACAAAAUCACAGGCCUAUUAGCGUCAAAAGCUGUGAGUGGUGAUGGUUCUGAAUUACUAGAAGAUAGGAUUGGAAGCCACCCUGUGCCUGAUCAGCUGUUGCCCUCUCUUACCUCUGACCAGCUGAAGGCUGAAGUGAGCAGUGAUGAAUCCUGUCCUCUGAAUCAAAAAAGAGAUCCACUCUCUUCAACUCCAUCUGUGGUUAAACUCCAAACAGGGAAGACAAAGGCCGAGAAUCCAUCCUGGAACAUAAAGGCUUCAGAUCCUUCUCCUAUCCCAACUGUACCUCAGGGCAAGGAGUUCCACAAUAUACAAUUUCCUCAGACAUUACCCCCACCUCCACCUUCAGAUAUCCCUCAGACUGGAUCUGACGUUUGCCAGCAACCACAUGGAGGGUCCAGUUCCUUUGAGUUCAGUGACUUGGUGCCUCUUGACCUCUCCCAGAAUUCUAGGCACAAGAUCCCAGCAUCUGUUUCUUCUCUUCAAUGCCAUGACGAAGAACGAACAAUGAAACCUCAUUCUAAAACAAUAGCCGUGGCUGCUUCAUCAUCAGUAACUAAUGCCAAACAAAUGGAGGAUCCAUUAGCUCCCAAAGAAGUGGUCAUAGAACUUGACUGCAACAAGUUCAAGUGCAUGUUUCCCAGGUGCUUCAAGACUUUCCGUAAGGCCAAAUUGCUAGAUUACCACAUAAAGUAUUACCACAGUGCAGAGAAAGGAUUUGAUCCCGACAUCGGAUACCCGGAGAGCAGGAUGCAGACUCGUGCUACCUCUGUGGGCACACUAACAUCAACAGUGGACAGCCUAGCCCUGAAGAGAGGACGGCCAUUGCAAACUGUAACUUCACCACCAUCCUAUCUCCCUGCUUUGCAGCCAGAGAAGUCUGACGAUAAGAGCCUCAAAUCUUCCGAAGUCUGCAAGAAAAAGCGAUCAUCUGCAUCAUUCGGUACAGACGAAGCAGACGCUCAUCCUACGCUCUCUGUGAAGGAGAAGAACACAGAGACCAUGCCUGAGAAGAUGGAUCGGAGAUGUGUUGACAGAGACAGAAAUGCAGAAGUUGGAAUAAAAACUGAAAAGAAGAUGAAGAAUGAAGAGAAGAGCUUAUUGCCUGGUAAAAAAGAAAGUAAAGAGUAUAAAGACAAGGAGCACGAUGAACUAAAACAGAAGAAAAAGAAAAAGAAGAAAAAGAAAUUCAAGUAUGAGUUGACAAACUGUGAAGGAUUCAAAUGUAUUUCUGAGGAAUCUUCGGAAAAAUGUUGCUCUCCUGUAAUGAAACCUGGAAGUUCUCUCACUUUGCGUAGUGGAUCAGUGGUGAAACCAGCAUAUUUAUCACCAAGAUCUCACCCGUCCUCUGGAUCAUUGCUGGAGUUGAACAUUGAUCAUGUAUCUCGAUCUGAAUCAUCUCUUUUUAAUGAUGAGUUCUUUGAUGAUUCAUCAACGGAAAGUGCACUAAUGAGUGAAGAUUAUGACCAGGAUCUGGACAACUCAAAUCCAGAGGAGUCUCAAGAGGAGGAUGAUAGCAAUGCAGUAGUCCGUUGUGUCUGUGAAAUGGAUAAAGAAAAUGGGUUUAUGAUUCAGUGUGAAGAGUGCCUUUGUUGGCAACAUGGCAUCUGUAUGGGGUUACUGGAAGACAACAUUCCAGACCAAUAUUUUUGCUACAUCUGUCGGGAACCUCCAGGUCAGAGAUGGAGUGCCAAAUAUUGUUAUGACAAAGAAUGGCUGAAAAAUGGAUAUAUGUAUGGUCUGUCAUUCUUGAAGGAGAAUUAUUCCCAGCAGAAUGCUAAGAAAAUAAUAUCAACGCACCAGCUCUUGGCUGAUGUUUAUAGUGUGACUGAAGUGCUCCAUGGCCUUCAACUGAAGAUUAAUAUUCUCCAGAGCAGAAAACACCCUGAUCUGCAUCUCUGGGCCCAGUCCUGUGUCAAAUCUACUCAAGGCCAACCUACAGGAGAAAAGAUCAAAGAAUGUAUGGAUGGUCCCAAGAAGCCUGAAAAGGUCUACCACAGUCAGAGUCAUAAAUGCAGAUCUGAAGUCAUCCAAAAAGUAGCAGGAACCUACAUCACCGAUGAGCACAGCUACCAGAAACCCCAGAGCUACAGCCUAGAAAAGAAGACUAUAAUAGACCACAAAAGUUCAGAAGAUGAGGAAACCAGUAGAUCAGGGGACAAGAGUCCUGUGUUCAAGAGGACUGAAAGACAAAUGGUGCAGAAAGCGGCUAGUCCAUCUAAACAGGGGACUACUGACCUUAAAGAAACAUUUUUGAUUUUAAAUGAUGGCAACUGUGACAAGAAAAUGGAAAAUGAGCACAUCAACCCGCAAUUUCCGUGGCAGGUGAACCUACUGACUCACAUUGAGACCGUGCAAAAUGAAGUCAAUAACAGAAUGGACCUUAUUGAGAAGGAGCUGGAUGGAUCCAGUGCUUUCCUAACGUAUAUGACAAAUAGACACUUCUUGGGCUACCAGCUGGAUACAGUUCUGGAAAGCUGGCUGGACUUUUCCGGGGAACUUGAACCACCGGAGCCACUUGCAAGACUUCCACAGCUGAAACGCCACAUCAAGCAACUCCUGACGGAUUUGGGAAAGGUGCAGCAAAUGGUUUGCUGCUGCGCUCUUUGAGAAGAAAAAUGAUUGAUCGAUAGGGAUGGGGGAGAGGAACGUAGAAGGUGAAGCUACAUUAACUUUAACGAACAUGUUGGGUGUGGGAACAGCGGAUGAAUGCAAAGUAAUGGAGCAGAGUGAAAAUCACAUCAAGGAAACAGGGAAGAAACAUUGAGAAACAUCUUGGUAGACAGAAGAACAAGAAUACUAUUAGCAUGUUGAAACCAAUAAAUGAGACUUGAAAAAAAUAUUAUACUUUUAGGUAUCUUUCAGUAUCAAGCUUUAGACACCUUCACUUUCAUUUACAAUUCUUUUCAGAAUAAGGUGACCCCAUGAUGUUGUGCAUAUCGUUCAAAGAGCAUCAAAAUCGCUGUUAAUGUGUUCACAUGCUCUUUCAUAACCUCUUAUGAAUUCGUUAAGGUUGUGGAAGAAGUUUUAGGUUGAUGAAGGAGCGGGAGGGGUCAACAGCAUUUGUUACUGUGGAUGCUAGAAAAAGAUCAGAUCUGCUGCUCAGGUCAAGUACUGUAGACAGUUGACAGCUUCAUUGUCUUAUCAAUGAAAUAACACAAACGUGGGAACACUGGAGUGAAAGGGAGAUAGUUUUAAAUCACUGAGCUGGUGUUCAUUAUAUUCUCGCAAUAUAUUGACUAAAUACAGAUUCAGACCACUUGCUGCAGGAUUAGUUGAGGAAGGAGUAAUCAUCCCACAGCAUGGGAGUUAGCCUCUGUGCAAGUUCCCAGUGGUUAAACCUCAACUUCUUUUUGAAUUCUCCAUAUCAUACAAACUGGUUAUUUGACGACAAAAGUAAAGUAAAUAUUUGCUUAGAUUGCGAGCAGGGAAAGAUGAAGUAGUUCAACAUUUUCUGGCCUUUUAAGAUUAAGGGAUAGAAGGAAGAAACAGCUUCAUUGAGGGUCAAGUACAAGAAUUGAUUGCUGAAUUUGACCUAUGAAUUAUUCAGUUCAGUAGCACUAUAUAACCACUGGAACCUUGCUGGAUUUGAAAGUGCAAGUAAUUGAUAUUCUGUGCAGCAACUUCAAUAUUUUGCACCCACCAGUGAUCUGAAAUGUGUUCUUAAAACUUUAUGAAACCCAAGGAUUUAAGUUUCUCUGUUGUAUUCUGUGCAAUGGUUAACAGUAUACUGUGCAGAGCCUAACCCGAGAUGUUAGUUUUUGAGUACGCCCAGUCAAUUUGAGACGUUCCAUCACUCUCUGUGGAACAAAUGUUCACAAUUUCAAGUGAAGGUAAAAGCUACUCACAGGCAGGUUAGGGAAUACGUGAAGCAAAUUAGGUCAUCCUGCAGAUCUCCCAUCAUUCUUUCUCCCUUCCACUCCCCAACAGAGAGGCAAAAAAAGCAAAAUACUUCUUGAGUUGGUACAAAAUUUAAGGGUGUUUAAAAUAAGAGGAGUCAAGAAAACAUAUUAAAUUGUGGGCAGUGUAUUGUAAGGGUUUGAUCGUGAGUAGUUGUUGCACAAACAGCUAAUUAGUACCAGUACCUGUAAUCCUACUCUGUGUAGCGGUUUGCAUCUAAUCAAAACAAGUGUAUGAAAAAUAAUGUCAAUGCAAAUAGACUCAGCUUGUAAGCUGUUGCUGUGGUGGAGGGCCUCACUAUAUUUUUACUUGCCUAAAGUACUCUGCUGUUGUUCAAAAAUAUGAAAUAUAAUAAAAAAGAAUUGUACUAGGCAAAUGUAUUUGCCAAAAGAAUGUACGUUGACUCUAAAUGUAUACAUCAAAAAAGUGUAUAUUUGCCUUAAGUGUAUAAAAUUCUGGAAGCUUAAGUUCCCUUUUCAUUUCAUUUGUGUAUAAAAACA